AACUCAAUCCCAUUUUCACGUACACGCACCUUUGAGAAGAAAUGUUGCGGUUGGAUCUCAAUCUACAGAAGCUGUUCCCAUCAUGAAACCCAAGUUGGCUUUGAUCCUCUUCGGUGUCAUAAUCCUCUUCAGUGUCUUGAAUAUAUCCUACUGGUACUACGACCGUCAAAGCAGAGGGUCCUAUCCAUCAUCAUGCAAAGCAAGCGAAGUGGGGACUGGAUAUCUUAGAAGACCGCUAAACAAUAGGACGCCACAACCUUUUGUGGAAAAGAAGAAAACUAUAUUGACUGCACAACCCAUGGGGCGUCUGGGUAACAUAAUGGGGGAGUAUGCCGUACUUUAUGCCCUUUCAAAGUUAAACGGCCACCAAGCCUAUGUUUUACCUUCAAUGCACAGUCAACUAGCGGGAAUGUUUAAAGUGACGAUGCCCGUGAUUGAUCAACAAGUUGCUAAUCGUAUCAAGUGGACCGAUUACCUGCUACACAACUGGAUGUCCCCUGAAUAUUACAACAUCUCAGGUCAACAUGUUAAACUUUCCGGAUACCCCUGGUCCUGGACUUUCUACCAUCACAUAAGAGAAGAGAUUCUUCAAGAGUUUACGUUCCAUGACCAUAUCAAAGAGGAGACCAGCUCCUACCUUUCCAGGGUGAGAGGAGACCGUGAAAAUGUCACCUUUGUCGGGGUGCAUGUCCGACGUGGAGACUACGUCCAUAUAAUGCCUAACCAGAGGAAGGGAGUUCUAGCCGAUAAGGGGUAUUUACAGAAGGCCAUGGACUACUUCAGGAACAAGUAUGAAAACCCUCUUUUCAUGGUGACCAGUAAUGGCAUGGACUGGUGCAAGGAGAACAUCGAUAGUUCCCUUGGAGAUGUCCACUUUGCUGGAGAUGGUAAGGAAGCUACCCCUGCCCGUGACUUUGCCCUCCUAGCCCAUUGUAACCAUACUAUUAUGACUAUCGGGACAUUUGGUUACUGGGUGGCAUACCUGGUCGGAGGCGAAACCAUCUAUCUUACAAAUUUCACUUUGCCCGACUCUCCACAUCGCAAAGUAUUCAAAGACGAAGCUGCUUUUCUACCAGAAUGGAUCGGGAUUCCUGCCGAUCUUUCUCCGCUUUUGAAGAAGAAACAAACAGAAUAAAUUAUGUAUAUAAUGUUUUAUAAUUGGCUUCUUAUACCUUCCCUGCUGAGCAUCUGCAUAGGUUUUCUUUCCCUCCCCAGACAACGUCUAAAACAUUUGGGUCAAAGUGAGUCAUUUUGUCGCUCUUGGCGAGGAUGAACUGAUCAUUCUAAUCAGGGUGGGGAGUGUCCAUUGAUUGGAUUUAUGAUUAAUAUCAGGCGAUGACCUUGAAUCUUCCUCUUCUCCCCAUGGAAAGAGGACAACAAAAUAAAAUUGUGCUGCAGACAAACGCAAA
This is a messenger RNA of Spea bombifrons (plains spadefoot toad), 1409 nucleotides long. Its product is annotated as galactoside alpha-(1,2)-fucosyltransferase 2-like. The transcript has 2 exons. Gene Ontology annotation, cellular component: membrane. NCBI's taxonomy places the organism in Eukaryota, Metazoa, Chordata, Amphibia, Anura, Pelobatidae. Gene Ontology annotation, biological process: carbohydrate metabolic process. Bases 83 to 1135 code for a protein of 350 amino acids. The record is from RefSeq and is a predicted model, not a curated record. Gene Ontology annotation, molecular function: galactoside 2-alpha-L-fucosyltransferase activity.